AUGGAAUCGCAUUCUAGUAAUGGAAAGAUUUUCAGAGAUGAGAAGCAGGUACAACGUUUUCAACAUUUUGCCCGAAUGAAGCCGCCAGAGUCCGUCGACAAUUCGGAUAUAGUGUCCAUUAGUUCAAUUGAUAAUGUAUUAAAAUUUAGGCCGAAGACAACGACUAUCAGUCGCCAAGACUGUGUUAUCGGGGAGAGAUAUACCAAUUCGAUAUCGACAUUAUGGAGUAGUCCCCCAGCAGUCCAAAAUGCGGAGCGUUAUCUGUCUAUACACGCCAGCCAGCCUGGUAUCAAUGCUCGAGCUCACACCUGGGGACAAGCGGAAAUUCUAAAUACUCCAGAUAGGAACGGAUCCAUUCACGAUUGGGGAAAGUGA
Messenger RNA from Sclerotinia sclerotiorum 1980 UF-70, 375 nucleotides. RefSeq lists its product with no specific name. NCBI's taxonomy places the organism in Eukaryota, Fungi, Ascomycota, Leotiomycetes, Helotiales, Sclerotiniaceae. Bases 1 to 375 code for a protein of 124 amino acids. The transcript is spliced from 3 exons. The record is from RefSeq and is a predicted model, not a curated record.